GCCCUUUUUAAGUCAAUGUCUGUCAUGUGGCUGGAAUGCGCUCCUCACACACUGCAGCUCUCAGCUCGGCUACAGCAGGCUUAUCUUCUGCCUUCACAUUCCUCCAGACCGCGCACAUUACAGCUCGCAUCGACAGCAUCGCUUGAAAACUUCAGAAUGUUAGACUCCUUAAACUACACAACGUCCCCACUGCCCUCCAGCGCUCCAUCAGUCGCUGGAGAUUCAAACGCCACAUUAUGCCACGACUGGGAGCAGUCUCAUCACCUGCUGUUCCACCUGGCCAACCUGAGCCUUGGUCUAGGUUUCCUCAUCCCCACCACAGUAGCGCUUCAUAUGAUCUUCCUCAGACUGCUGCUGAUGACAGGGUGCUCAUUGUUUAUAGCAUGGGCCACAUUAUACAGAUGUACAUUGGAUGUGAUGGUGUGGAAUGUGGUUUUCCUUCUGGUGAACUUCAUGCAUUUCUUCUUCCUGCUUUAUAAACGCAGACCGAUUAAGAUUGACAGGGAGCUAAAAUCUUUGUACAAGCGCAUGUUCGAGCCCCUGCAUGUACGUGAAGCUCUGUUUCAGAGGCUCACUGGUCAGUUCUGCACCAUCCAAACUUUAAAGAAGGGCCAGGUCUAUGCAGCAGAAGAUAAGACCUCUGUUGAUGAGCGCCUCAGCAUUCUUCUCAAAGGAAAGAUGAAGGUAUCAUACCGUGGCCAUUUCUUGCAUAAUAUUUACACCAAUGCUUUCAUCGACUCUCCAGAAUUCAGAUCGACUCAGAUGAACAGGGGUGAGAGGUUUCAGGUGACAAUCACUGCUGAGGAAAACUGCAAGCUCCUUUGCUGGUCUAGAGAGCGUCUGACUUACUUCCUGGAGUCUGACACUUUUCUGAGCGAGGUGUUCAGGUACCUCAUUGGUAAAGACAUCACCAACAAGCUUUACUCUCUCAAUGAUCCAACUCUGAGUGACAAGGCUGUAAAGAAAAUGGACCGUCAGCCAAGUCUAUGUUCUCAGCUUUCUAUGAUGCAGAUGAGGAACAGCAUGGCUAGCACCAGUGACACAGAUGAUGUGCUCAACCAAAUCCUGAGAGGCGGGUCAACUGGGUCAUCACUCCAGAAAAAUCCUCUGACAAAAGCAUCCACGACUAUGAAGCCAAUUGAAGAAGGAAUGGAAGAUGACGUGUUUGAACUUGAAUCCCCCACUACUUCCCAGAACAUUUCCAGGACCCCCAGGGAAGACAUGUAAAAUGUUUUUAUCACCUCAUGGUCUUCAGACUUCUGUGUUUCACUUUGUGUUUUAUAACAAAAUAAUGUAAAAUUAAUUGAACAGGAAAAUAAAUCAGACUCCCCCUCAGAGAUAUGAGAGUUGAUUUAGUGUAACAGAUUUAACGUUUAAAUUAAUUUGGAAACCAUCUCAUAUAAUAGUUUAUUUCUUGUUCAGUAUAAUCUGUAUAAAGAAAGGAUUUUAAUUGUAUGCAUUUGAAGACAUUUCCUUUUUUAUUAUUCUUUUAUUUUUAUUUUGAAUUUGGUUAACUGUGCUAAUCCUGUGUAAAACAAAACUGAUUGCUUCUUAUCCUUCAGUAAAACUGGUAUAUCAUACAUAUACCAUGUCCAUUUCCUUGCAUGUUCCUGUUUUUUAAGUCAUGUUUUCUUGUGUGAUACGUUAACAGCUAGUGAUAUAUUAAAAUUAAUUGUAUUAUUAUUACACAGGUUAUUACAGGGUUAAGCAAUGAUGAAGUGAACACUGGAUUUAUUGAAUGUCCUGUUGAAGCAUUUCCAUUUCUUCCAAAUGAUUUUUUCUUUUCUUUUCUUUUCUUUUCUUUUCUUUUCUUUUCUUUUCUUUUCUUUUCUUUUCUUUUCUAGUGUGUUUAAAGUCAUACUGAUACUUGAAAUCACUUUUUUAGAUUAAAGUUUGGCACUACAGAUA
Carassius carassius (crucian carp) is the source of this 1908-nucleotide messenger RNA. RefSeq names its product blood vessel epicardial substance. Gene Ontology annotation, molecular function: cAMP binding. The coding region runs from base 16 to 1227 and encodes 403 amino acids. The record is from RefSeq and is a predicted model, not a curated record. Gene Ontology annotation, cellular component: sarcolemma. NCBI's taxonomy places the organism in Eukaryota, Metazoa, Chordata, Actinopteri, Cypriniformes, Cyprinidae. The transcript has 8 exons.